Molecule: messenger RNA, 396 nt
Organism: Echinostoma caproni
Lineage: Eukaryota; Metazoa; Platyhelminthes; Trematoda; Plagiorchiida; Echinostomatidae
Source: the annotation of a GenBank genome assembly
AUGAAGCCGGACUUUCUUAUCUCGAGAGUGGGCCACUGUAAAGCCAAAUAUUUGGCUCAGCUUAUUAUUUCCGGCGCCCGGGUUUUGGGUCGCGCAUUCACUCAGGCAUUGAAAGAAGAAUAUACAGCCAGUCAGCAAGCUGCUCAGGCACGUAGAAAUCAGGGUGGCUCGGAUUCCGGUCAGAGAACGUUUGAUCAAUUUGCCGGGCUUUCUCUGGACGAGGCUAAACAAAUCUUGAAUGUGAAAGACAUUCACGACACGGAAACACUUCGAAAACACUACGAACAUCUGUUUUCUGUUUUCCGAGCCAAAGAGCGUAUUGACGAAGAACUACAGUACGAACAGGGCAAGCGAGACCCGGAUGAAAAAUCCCAGUCAUCAUCAUCACCGCCUUGA